Messenger RNA from Brettanomyces nanus, 2658 nucleotides. RefSeq lists its product as uncharacterized. Lineage: Eukaryota; Fungi; Ascomycota; Pichiomycetes; Pichiales; Pichiaceae. The transcript has a single exon. Gene Ontology annotation, cellular component: cytoplasm; exocyst. Gene Ontology annotation, biological process: Golgi to plasma membrane transport; exocytosis. The coding region runs from base 1 to 2658 and encodes 885 amino acids. The record is from RefSeq and is a predicted model, not a curated record.
AUGUCGUCGCUCUAUCAGCUAGAUGAUGACACAAAGUCGCUUCUCACACUAGAUAAUUUUCUGAAGGAUCUUAGUGUGACUGAAUUUGUGGAUCGUCUCGCCAAGCAAAAUGUUCAAUAUAAAUCAAAGUUCAACAAUGGUGUCGAGUAUAUUGAUCCUAAACCUUAUAUUCGAACGUUCGAACUCGUCCAAAAAGAGUUAAACAACUUAAGUAGAGAAUGCGUUACCAAAAAAACCCGAUUGGAGCAGCAGGCACAUGCUAAGUCGGUGAAGCACUAUGAAAACGUGCUACAUCUCAACUCAAAAGCUGCCGAGCUGAAUGAGAGAUACAAUAAGUUGACCACUGGGGUGUCCAAACUAUACGGCAGUGAUAUCAAUCCAUUGGGCGAGAAAUUGACUGAGGCUAAUAGUCUUAAAGAGCACUCUUUUGAACUCAUUUUUCUUACUAAAUGCUAUAACGAAUUCUAUACUAAGGGACAACCUCCCGAGGAGAUUCUGAAAUACAAGCCUCAAGAUAUGGAACGCAUUGCUAAAGUAUUCAAUCAGCUCUUGUCACUAUCUUCGAAGCUUUCUGGAGAUGAAAAUGGUCUUCCACGUACUAAGAAAGCUCACGAGCUCAUUCAGCAGUACGCUGAUAUGUUCGAGAAGGAUCAAUUGGAGAACUUCAACAAAUAUUACAAGCAAAAGGAUAUUGAAAAAUCACAGCAGAUUGCCAGAGUGCUGUUUACGUUCAAUGGAGGUGCAAAUAUUGUGGAGGGCUUUUUUGGAAAUCACCCCGUUUUCAGUAAACUAUUCGCUGAAAAGCAGUCUUCACUUGACAAAGACUACUGGAUAGGUUUAGGAAACCCAGACGAGACAUCGUAUGCUCUCGAUACUGAUACGAAUACUCUGCUUACCUCAAUAAGUGAAACUUUUGCUUCAGAACUGGAUUCAAUCACCGAGAUUUUCCAGACAAAUAGUGGCACCGUUCUAGAAUCACUUAUUUCCAAGUUGUUUGGACAGAUAAUAAACGCUAGAGUCAAUUACCUAGUAAAAAUGGCCUCUUCAUAUUCCAAAUUGGCCCUUGUACGUGUUCUUCAUCUCGCAGCUACCGAGACAUAUCGUUUGUCUCUAAGUAAGAUGGCUAGUGCUCUCGAAAAUCGUAACCUCCAACUUUCUGGAGUAUUGGAGAAGGCUUACAAUGAUAUUUUUGCUCCGUACUUGAAAAAUGACUCUCAGUUCAAGAUUGACAAAAGUAAUCUUGAGGAGUUGUUGGACUCUUUAAUAACGCAGCUCGACGGCCAAGUUGAUAAAGCUGUUCAGAAGCACAUCCUCGGUGACAAAAUCAGCUCCUUCAAAUAUGAGCAUUCCUCAACUCACGAUUCAUCCAACACCGCUUCUGCUUCAAAUUCAGCUCCUGAGGCUCCUGAGGCCGACGAUGAAACGGGCUCUGGCCUAUUUAAAGAGAAGUUUAUCGGCGCCAAAAGGUUUAUUCCACAUUCGAAGCGUUUUAGAAGAUUCACGUCUAUUUCCAGUUUCAUCAAAAACUCUGAGAGAAAUUCUACUUGGAGGGAAAGGCUCAAGAGGUCAGCCAUUGGUUCUGGACAUUUAGGUUUUCAUUCGUCUUCGGUGUCAGUGAUUGCUUCUUCGGCUACUGCUUCUGUUUCUGUGAAGAACGAGAACUUGCCUCCGCUUAUAGUGACAGAGAAGAUUCUUAGUUAUGUUGUUGAAUCGUUAAAAAGAUCCAUUGAACUUGUUCCAAGCAAAAUAAAUGAAUAUUCAAUGGAGAUCUUUGAGAUUAUGAUGUUUAAGAUUGGUCCUUCGUACAUAUUUGCCGAGAUGGAGGCUUUAUAUUUCAAUAGUGUGUUUCUACAGGGUCAGAAACUCAACUCGUUUUUCAGUUCGCCUUCCUACAACCUUGAUCUCUCGUUUUUGCAGCAGCUUAACGUGAUCUUCUUUCAGUUGUAUCUUCUUUCUAUCGUGGUAAAGAAGUCAUUCUAUCCUCUUCUGCUAACUAAUUCUGUGAAGGUGCAUCUCGUGGGUAUAUUCAAUGGCUUUCUUCAAGACAUGGAGAUUGGUCUUAAUAUAACCAUAGCGGAUUUGAUUGAUUUGAUCACUGCAAAUGUGAAGAGCAUUCUAAAUGGUCAAAACAUCGAGGAUUUUAAUCCACGCGCUCAGAAUAUUACUAUCGAUAAGACUGAAACUUGUGAUAAGCUCACACAAUUUAUGGACUAUACGCUGAGAGAGGUUCAUGCCAAUAUGUCGUCGAAUCCUUCCCUAGAAUUUGAAAUGGUGAAAAGGAUUUCCAACUCAUUCCUAGAGAUCUUGAUUGAUCAUUUCAGGAAUUUUAAAGUUAACUCGACAGGUUCUUUGAUUGUUACCCAGGAUGCGAUUCACUACAUUUCUGUAUUUGAUAACUACGAUUUUGAGGAACUCAAAAGAAAGAAGGAUUUUGCAAUAAGGGGCGUUACAACGGUAAUAGAGACAGCUGAAGAUGUCUCCAGCAUCAAGGCAAACUUUUUGAUUUUGAAGGAACUCACAAAUCUAUUUUCGUGUCAGCCAGAGCUUCUUAAAGAUUUGUGUAACGAAGGAAGACUCACCUACUUAAAGAGAAACGUUCUCAGGGAGUAUAUUAGAAAUAGGAUCGAUUUUCAGGAGUCUUUCCUAGAUGGCAUAUAA